Messenger RNA from Durusdinium trenchii, 798 nucleotides. Lineage: Eukaryota; Dinophyceae; Suessiales; Symbiodiniaceae. The record is from the annotation of a GenBank genome assembly.
AGCUGUUUGUGUGAAACUGUAGCCGGGGAGUCAUAGUUUGCAGUGCCUUCAAUUCGAAGAUGUCUUCCGGCAUUACCCCCACGGAUGAGUGCAUCUCCAUGUUCAACGACAUGAAGCUGAAGCAUGACAGGAGGUUCAUCAUCUACAAGAUCGAGGGAGAUAAGGUUGUGGUGGAGAAAGAAGGAGACAAAGACAAGAAGUACAGUGACUUUAUGGACGCCCUCAAAGAGGUGGCGGAGAAUGAGCCACGUUAUGCAGUCGUGGACUUUCAUUUCGAAACCGCAGAUGGUCGUCCACAGGACAAGCUUGUGUUCAUCGGAUGGUCACCUGACACCUCAGGAGUGAAGCCUAAGAUGACCUACGCCUCCACCAAGGAUGCCAUUUUGAAAAAGUUGUCCGGAGUUCACAAGGCCUUGCAGAUCACCGAAUCCUCUGACCUCACUUUUGAUGAGAUCGCCGGGCACUUCAAGUGAGCACAAUGAGCAGUUCAUGAGCCAAGUUGCCAAAUCUCAAUCUCCAGCAUUUCGGAGUUCAUGCAUUCUACGGCAUGGGCGCUCUCUUGUGCUGACUCGUUCCCUUGUGAGGUUGAUGGGCAACCUGCAUGUCUUUCUGUUGAGGUUUUGAACACGUGAGUCUGUUCUGUUGUUAGAUACAAGCUGUCCUGAGUAGAGCCAUAGCAAAGACAUUUUGGAAUGCUGCGUGCUGAAGGAAGCACAAAAUCCAGAGAUUUACCAACCGGGGAAAAAGCACUGCAAGCAGCAGUCUCGGUAAACAUUCAGCGUAAAGCUUGUACAAAAA